Molecule: messenger RNA, 3746 nt
Organism: Bombus huntii
Lineage: Eukaryota; Metazoa; Arthropoda; Insecta; Hymenoptera; Apidae
Product: katanin p60 ATPase-containing subunit A-like 2
Exons: 7
Coding region: 1287-2519 (410 amino acids)
Molecular function (GO): ATP hydrolysis activity; ATP binding
Source: RefSeq, a predicted model, not a curated record
GCCGCUGCUUAUGGUGGAAAUGUAAUAGAUAUAAGUACAGAGCUCGUGAGCGAACUAAAAACGCGAUAGAGAAGUAGAGAGAGGAUGUUCCGUCCUUGUCUAAUGACGCGCACUUGUACAGGAAAUAUGUAACAGCGGUAUACGAGCAGCGUCAGUGUCCACUAGUGUGCAUGCCUGAUUAAACAAGGACAGGAAGUAUCUAUACAUGGUGUUCUCUUUCUAUUUCCAUGUUGCAUCCAUCUUACUAUACAGUACACACACUCAGCUAUUCUAUCAUUAUAUUUGUGCGUUGCUUAUGUGUGAACCAAACAUUUCCAUGACAACAAAUCGUUUGUCUCUUGUUUGAUGCUCGGUUUUCAACAGAGUUGAAAGAAUUUUUUAAGAGAAACGCAAUGGACGGGUUGUUUUUAAAGCAAUAAACGGAAAUUCUCGUAUGCAUUGAGAAACGAUAGGCGAUUUGAAAGUGUCACUAUGAACGGUGAUUUAUCGAUGCAAGGUAGUAUGAAUAAGAUAUUUUAUAAUCUGCGAAAAAAGGUAAGGAAUAUUCUAGAUUUUAGAUUUUAGAAUUUCCACGUCACAGACGAGUGUGUUUUGUUAUUUGAUUUGUAAUAUUGCUGCAGUUCUCUUAAUAGCUGUUCGUUUCAUGCGAUACUCGCACAUAGUAUCUAUGACUUUUGCUUCUAACAAUUUUUAUAAUUAGGCUGUAUCAAAUAUUUUUAACGUUCGUGUUUCAUGAAAAAUCAUGUGUAACUCGUUGAAUUCGCAAAUGUAACAAAAAAUUACAUGAAAAACCUUAUAUUAUUGUAAUGAAAAAAUAAUUAUAUUAGGAGGAGAGUCGUAUUUCGGAACGUCAUCGGAACAUAUUACACCUUGUAUGUGAUUAUUUGGAACACAAUGGGUGAGUAUAUUAUAAUUAAAAUAUAUUCCUAGUUCCAAUUCUUUUGAAUAGUGUCAGUGACCAAUCGAAAUAGAAAUCAGUGGACAUCAUGGAGAGAGAAGGCGAAACCAAAUUUGAAAAUUCGACAUCGGUAAUUCAGUAGUUAAGAAUAACUCAAUCGAUUAUGUAGAUUAACUAGUUAUAAACAAAUAUAUGAAGUAUAAAUUCAAAUUAUUCUUAUCCAUCUAAAAAUUGGAAAUUAAAAAGCAGAAGACAAGAAAUUAUCUUCGAGGAUUUAUAUAACGUUAGCGAUGUAUUAUUCCGGGAAGCUCGUCUAUCUCCCGAACAUCGGGUUUGCGACAACAUCGAUUUGGAAAUUAUCGUUGCAGAGUAUGAAAAUUAUUACAAGAUGAAAUUUCAAAAAUAUCCCAUAUUGUGUAAGAAAAUAACUGGAAGGGAAAUGACGAGGGAAGUGACAAAUGCAAGCAAAACUGUUUGUAGAAGUAUUGAGACAAAAGCCAAAUCUGUUAGUAAACAAGCGAGAAGUGAGCCUGUGAAAGAGACGAAUCUACAGCAGAAGAUAACUGAUGACAAUACGAAUCAUAUUAAUCUCGCAAUGACAGUGACGUCAAUAUUCCCCAAUGAGAAUGAUGGACGUUCAUCAGAAGAGCUAUUUAACGUCCCAAUGGAACAAUCCAUGCAAUCGAAGAUAUUGAAAUGCGUUGAAAAGCUUUAUUCAGAUAAUCCGGAAUUACGAAAGAUUGCUGAGGACAUCUCAUGCGAGAUCAUAGUAAACAAAUUAAAUGUACAUUGGGAUGACGUUAUAGGCCUAGAGGAAUGUAAAACCGCUGUUAAGGAGGCCGUUGUGUAUCCCCUUAAGUAUCCUAUCUUUUUUGAUGGCCCGUUUUCCCCCUGGAAAGGUAUUUUGCUGUACGGCCCACCUGGUACAGGGAAAACGAAGUUAGCGAAGGCAGUCGCGACAGAAUGCCAUUGCACCUUUUUUAACAUAACUGCCAGCUCAUUGGUCAGCAAAUGGAGAGGCGAUUCCGAGAAGUAUAUACGUGUAAGUUGCUUUGUCUAUGUUUUAUUUGAACUUGCCUAUAGUCAUUCGCCUACAAUUAUUUUUAUCGACGAGAUUGGCUGGAUCGCCACAAAUAAAGGAGACUGUAUAUUGUCUGAACCUGCAAAGAGAUUCAGAUCAGAACUUCUUUCUAGAUUGGAUGGAUUAGUGUCUAAUGAGAAUUCUAAUGUAGUUCUUCUGGCUACAACUAAUUCCCCUUGGGGCAUUGAUGCAGCUUUACUCAGGCGUCUCGAAAAGCAAAUAUACGUAUCAUUACCCAAUGAAGUUGCUCGACUUGGUAUAUUCAAAUUAUACCUUAGCAACCACUUAUUAGAAAAUACAGAUAUUGUAAACCACAUAGUAAAAUGUACUGAAAGAUAUUCUUGUGCAGAUAUAAAAUUGCUUUGUAAGCAAGCGUGGCUACUAGAAAUAAGCCCGAUAUGGAGGAGACUUGAAAAGAAAGAAACACCUGUUACCACUUUGAAAUAUGAAUUAAAAAGUUAUGAAAUAUUAGCAAAAUUGUUAAAAAAAAUGUCACCUACAGUUAUGCAAAUAGAUAAAUAUGAUACGUGGAACAAAUAAAUACGCAAUCGUAAGGACAGAUAUUGAAAAAUAUAAAUAAAUGGAUUAUCGUUCGAGAAAUCAUUCGUAUGUGUGUGCAUGUGUGUGCGCGCGCGCGCUAUAGGCUAAGUUUAAAAUGUUCGGUUGUAUUAUAUCCUUGUAUUAUAUAUGUCGGAGAUGAAAGGAAAACCGGAGCCUUCCCUUUGCAAUUUUGAGGAAGCCUUCUAAUGCUUUAGCCUAGAUUUUAUCAUAACUGUAAUUAAGCAAUUGUCAUUUGUAAUUGUUUGAUAUUUGUGAAAGCGAAAGUGGGUUCGAGGUGACAACUGGUCGCCGAACGUAGCCACGGUCACGGGAUAAACGUUUUGCCUGACGAAGGUGUGGAUCGGUUGUAUUGUUCUCCCUAGAAAUCACAUAGAAUUGUACUUUAGAGAUGUCGAUAUAAUGGGACACACGUUGUAUUAGGAAUCAAUCUCCAGACAGAAACUGCCUAGUAACGGCGUUUGAAUCUUUCUCGAUGUUUCCAAAGAGUAUACAACAAACUUUUGACAGAAAUUGCCUAGCAACAACGAUUGGAACCUUCUCGAUGUUUCCAGCGAGCAUAUAACAAACAAAUGCAAUCGUAUAGCGAAAAAGAUUUUCAUCAGAUAUUCAUUCGUGUGAUCACCUUGGAAAGUGAUACAUCGAGCAAUUUACCGAGUGUCUCAGCAAUUGUAGUUUGUGUUUAAAAUUAUUCUACACAUAGUAAAGAGUUAUCCUGUUGACCGUGGAUUCGUUUGAACCCCGGAACAUUGUUAAUAGCGUUAAUUAAAUUCAUUAUUCGUGAAACUUAUCAAUCGUUAAUCUCAUUAUACGUUAAAUUCAUUAUUCGUAAGACAUAUUAUUCGUUCCUCUUAUUGUUCGUUAAACUUAUUAAUCUUUAAUCUAAUUAUUAGUUAAACUUAUCGUUUGUUAAUCUUAUUAUUUAUUAAACUCAUUAUUCAUAAUAUUUUGUAAAACCUUGUUUAUUCGCGUAAAUAUAUUCUCUGUUUCGUAAAACAAUGGCUAAUUCAAACGAAGGAUCAUUACGCGCCUUAAAUCCUAAUGAUAACCCGACAUAUAUAUGUGAGUGUAUUUUAUCAAAAAUAUGUUUUUUAUGUUUUCUUAUCUUAGUAAUUAUUUUUAAAAAAGUCUUAAAGUCUUAUAUGAAAAUAAAGCUGUUCUUUAUUUCAAAUAAUUGAAGUAAAUAAAUACAAUGAGUUUUAUAUUUUA